UUGAACGUAAAGUGAGAGCGUUCAUGGGCUUGGGUUGGGUUUGCGCCAUGGUCUCCUGGGUAAAAGUCACUUCAGCCGGACUCUGGCUAAUUUUAAUCUCAACCACGGGCACUGCUAGUUAUGUCAGCAAGAAUAUUAAUAAUGUCCCAAGCCGGUCCCUGCUUGUUAGAUAUAGAAUCUGGCCACAGCUGGUAGCACAGUUGGUGUGCAAGCAAAUAAAUGCACUCAGGAGGGUUGGGUUCUGUUUCACCCAUUUAUUAAUAAACACAAACACAGGCUCCAUGUUAUCUUAGUGACACACAGCAUUAGAGGGGGACGCUGCUUCAGGAAGAGGUAUUUAAUGGAAGCCACAGAGCCAGCAGACUCCAUCACGGAGACGGACAUCAUGGAAGAACUUGGGAACCAUUUCCAAAAGUGCAUUAAUGAGGUAGAUCGGCUUGUAGCUCAGAGGGAGAGUCUGGCUCAUGAGAUCAUCCUACUCCAGGAACCGAUGCUCCGGGAGAUCAGAGCACUGCAUGGGGAGCUGACUGCUGCCUGGAAACAGAAAGCCAAGGCGGAGCUGGAGUGCCACAGCCUGAGAGAAGAGGUACGCCUGGUCAAAUGGAGCCUUUUCAAGACUACUAGAGAGUGCGUGCAGUGCCAGUACACGCUGGAGAACCAGCGGCAUGAUGUGGCCCAGUUCUCAAUAUCCCAGGAGGAGCUCCAGAACCAAGUCUGCUCUCUUUCUGAGGAGCUUUUGCAGCUCAAGGCUGCCCAGCAGCAGCGCUUAGACCAGUUCAGGCAAAAACUAGAAAACUCCCGCAGGCCCAGAAGAAGCCUGGACCUGACGGACUGUCGCAGGUUGUCUCUGGACUUUGAAAGCUACCUGAAGGACAGCAGGAAGAGCGUGGAGGAGUUUUACGAGCCCAAGGUUGUCAGCCUCUUGAAACGGAGGCAGGCCAGCAUGGAGGAUCUGCGGCGGACCCGGGAGCAAGCCGAGGACCUCAAGGACAAACUGGGGCCCCUCAAGAGAGAGGUGGAAGUGCUGAGUCUGCAGAGGACCUGUCUUGAAGAACGGGUGAUGCUCAUCCAGAGAAAGAGGGACGAGGAAGUCUUACAGUAUCGGGAAACAUUGGAAAGACUGGAAGAGAGCAUCAGGGAACUGAAAACUGAAGUGCAGCUGCAGGAGAGAAAAAAGAAAGAGAUGGAAACCUUGAAGAACAGCCUUUCACAAGAGCUUACGGUUUACAAAGGCUGCAUUGAAGUUUAUGAAAAUAUUUUUACUGCCACCGAGAAGCCAAAAGACACAAAAAAAGAACUUUCCUGAGAAGCUAGCUCUCAAAUCCCAGAAGACAUAUAAUGCCUACUUCUAUAAGCAUUUAAAAAAAUAGUCGAUACCAAAAAUAAGCCAUUUUUAGACUUUGUUUCAAUCUAGUGUCCUCCCCCAUGACCAACUUACACCAAACUACCCUCCAUACAAAAAGGUAAAUGUCAAUGUUAGUCUUGUAUGCAAUAUCACAGUGCCAACUUUCAGUACCUAUUCCAUAUUUUUCACAAGCAAAGUGUACAGUUUGUUAUGUUAGUAAGAGUCACAACAAAAUAAAUACAAAAAAAAAAAACAAUUUAUUAAUUCCGAUGCACUUUAUACAAUUAGUUAUAAAGACGAUCGAUUGAAAGAGUGCAUAAAAAGGUCACAAUAUUUAUUAUUAAAAUAUAAAACUGACAAUUCAAUAGACAAUACCAACAUGAGCAGCUGCACAAAGGCUUGAUCCAUCAAGACACAAAGCUAAUUAACAGGGUAUUUGGAAUGGGAUAGUCCAAUUAUAUGAGGUCUGUGAUGAGAGAAAUAGCAACUGUAAAGGAUUUAAAAAUUAAAAAUAAAUAUCUGGCUUCGGAUGUGCUAGGUUCAAAAGUAAAAUUGUGAGCAGUUAAAGGCUUGAAAAUUCAGAAUCUCCCGUUAAACUUCUCUUUAGAUUUCUUUUUUUCUCUUCUUAAACUGAGAAAUACAACUUCAAUUUGACUGGUAAGCCUCUUCACCAGUAAUGCAAGAACUUAAAACAGUUCUUUAAAAACAAGGUGAUCAGGGAGAUGGAUACAUCAGAAUCCACUCAAACACCAUUCCCUACAAGGUAGCUCUAAAGGCUGGU
Molecule: messenger RNA, 2126 nt
Organism: Acipenser ruthenus (sterlet)
Lineage: Eukaryota; Metazoa; Chordata; Actinopteri; Acipenseriformes; Acipenseridae
Product: syncoilin-like
Exons: 4
Coding region: 341-1306 (321 amino acids)
Cellular component (GO): intermediate filament
Source: RefSeq, a predicted model, not a curated record